Messenger RNA from Nothobranchius furzeri (turquoise killifish), 7312 nucleotides. Its product is annotated as multimerin-2. Gene Ontology annotation, molecular function: protein binding. Lineage: Eukaryota; Metazoa; Chordata; Actinopteri; Cyprinodontiformes; Nothobranchiidae. The record is from RefSeq and is a predicted model, not a curated record.
GCAGGGCUCCACUCUGCAGACAUGACAGUGGUGGGAGAAUUGGUUCUGGUUUUGGGUUUACUGGUGAGUGGUCACUGUGAAGUGAGAGCACGUGACCCCGAGGUAGAGGAGGAGGAGGAACUGGGAGGAAGAGGAGGAUGGGAAGGGGUGAUGGAGACCCCUCUGACUGACUCCUCCGUUCGAUCUGGGAACCACUGUGCGUUUGAGCACACACGUGUGCUGAUGGUGCCUGUUUACUCUGGAACAAAGACUCACGUUGUGAAGGAUCAGAGACUGUGUUCUGACGGGUCGCCAAGCUGCCAGCAGAUCAUGUAUAGGCUGUCGACACGGCCGAUCUACAGGAUGAGGCCGGACGUCGUCACAUCUCUGAUCUGGCGCUGUUGUCCGGGACACACGGGUCCACACUGUGAGAAAGAAGUUUCUGAUCAUCAGCUGGAUUCUGGAGGAUCAGAACCAGGAAUAGCCAAGGUCCAGUUACCAGAUAUUUCCGUUGGACUUCAGCAGCAAGAAGCCGAUCUGCACCGCGAGCAGAACGACCACCACAUGUUUUUCGACCCGCUGUACGACACCGCCAAUCCAGUCAAUCAUCAGAACUCCUCACACCCUCAACUGGAACCAGAAACCAGCCACAGCCAUCAGGAACAGGAACACCAAACCCACAGGAAGCAGGCACCAGCUGAAGAUCAGGUGGCCCCUCCUUACCCAAACACCCCGGUCGGCCUCCCCGCAUCUGACGUGACGGCUCUGGUCAUGUCCCAGCUGCAGCCGAUGCUGGAGGGCUUCAACCGCUCUCUGGAGCACCUGAGCCGACAGGUGGGGAUUCUGACCCAGGAUGUGGCAGAGCUGAAAGGUAUCCAGUUGGAGGCGGAGCAGAGGGGGGGGUUGGAGGAGGACAAACUGGACCAAGUGUUUGUGCAGAUGGAGAGAAUCCAGAGACAGGUGGAGGACCAGCACAGCAGCACAGAAAACACACUGAGCUCCCAGCAUGCAGCGCUGCACUACAACCUGAGCAGUUUCGAGGUGGAGGUCGACACAAAGCUGAAACAACAGCAGAAGCUGCUGCAGGUCAGCCUUCAGGCCAUAAACACAACAUUAGCUCAGCUGAAACAAAACCAGGAUCAGUUUUCUGACCAGAAACCAAUUAAUCAGCUGCCCCCCCACCCUCCAUCAGACACGGCGGCGCUCUGGGGGGCCAUCAUGCGCCUCGACAACACAGUGGUCAACAACACAGUGAAGGUGGGGGGGCUGAUGGAGGACAUGGAGGUCACAUCAGGCGUCGUUGAGGAGCUGACUCGGAAUUUGAAGGUCCUGGAGAAGCAGAUUAACCAGACGGCUCGGAACAGCCAGGUUCUGUUCAUGGAGACGGGUCUGGAGGUGGAGCAGGCCAAGGUGUCGGUGCAGCAGCAGGUGGAGGGGCUGGCACAGAAUGUGACGCAGCACGAGAGGCGGCUGCAGGACUUAGAUGAUGACGUGAGCUACCUGUACGUUGCCCACUACAGGAGUAACUCCUCCGUGGAUUGUGAGAGUCUGAAGGCCACCAUAGCUCACCUGCAGAGGGGCGUGGACAGAGUGACUGAGCUGGCCAAUAGUAACAGACUGACCCUGGAGGAGAACAGUGAUGGGGGCGGAGCUCAGUGGGGCGGGGCCAGUGACUGGGAGCCAGCAAUGGAGGCGCUGCAGCACGGCCUCCAAAAGGUUGAGGAGUCUGUGGUCUCGGAACAGAACAGAACCAGGUCUCUGGACCUGGGUCUGACCCAAUUGGGCAGCUCUGUUGCAGCUCUGCAGGAGACUGACAAACAGCAGGAAGCACAGGUGAAGCUCCUCUCUGCCUCCUUUCGCUCUCUGCUGGAGGAUGCCUUCAGACAUAACAAGGUGCUGCAGCUCCUGCUGGAAGAGGAGGUGAUGGAAUUCCUGGAGUGGCCGCUCCGUGACCAAGAGGCUUACUCCAUUCUGGCCCUGAAGAGCCAGUUAAGGGAGCUGCAGGAGAAACUGAAGAGCCCUGAGGAGGCACCAGAUGGAUGGACAGGAGGAAGAGAGGAGGCACCAUCUGCUGACCAGCCCUCCUCUUCUUCCCUCCCAGACUGGCUGCCUGAUGGCAUGAGGAGGACCAGUGGAGGAGGUCAGUCUGUGCACAAUCAGCUGCUGCUUCUCCAUGCUGGAGACGGCAGUGACCUGUGGAAGCUGGAGAAAAAGGUGGAGGAGCUACAACACAGGGUGGUUCAGCUAGAGGAGAAACCCUGCUCCUGCAAUGUCACUCUAGCUGACCAGGAGGUGACCCUCUCAGGUGUGGCGGACCAACUGAGGUUGUUAAAGAGAGGGCUUGAGGAACACGUGAGGGUCUUCAAGAAUGUGUUCAGCAAUGCCGAUGUGCUGGCAGAGUCUGAAGAGACUCUGGAGCUUGAUAAACUGUGGGAGCUGAUGAACAGGAGGGGCAAGAAGAGAGGAGAAAAGGGUGGUGGGAAGAGCCGCACCAGGAGGGAGGAGUCCGAUGCUGUUGUCCCAUCUGACCAAUCAGAUCUCUCUCUGCUCUUUGUGGGCCAACCUCUUUGGAGCAUAGCCAAUGGAAUCAUUAUGUUCCGAACAUCUCUGAACCAGGGACAGAUCUAUUCUGACACCGGUGUCUUCACAGCGCCAGCAGACGGGAUCUACCUCUGCACUCUCACCUUAGACCUGAGGCCAGGUCCCGCCCACGUGAUACUGAGGUGGGAUAAGAAGGGUGGAGCUUCCCUGUCUCUGCUGCAUGAAGGAGUGAUUGAGGCAGGGCCUGUGAGCAGCGUGGGCCACCUGCUGCUGAGGGAGGGGGAGGAGGUGAGACUGGAGGUGAGGAAAGGUGACUGGGAGGAGUCAAAGGACAAUGUGUUCAUGGUGAUGUUGCUGCACUGGAUCACCUGAAGGUUCUAUGGCCCAGUCAGCCCACAGGAAGGCGGAGCCUCAUGGGAUAUCCUCACCUGGUGAAAUUAUUAGCCAAUAUAAUAAAUGUACAUGGUUCCCAUCCUGCUAUGAACAGAACUGGGCUUCUGGAUUUAUUUCCUCUGAAACCUGAACAUGAUCCCACUCCUGCUCUGUCUGGACUGAGGACGUAUGGAUUAAACCUGCAGCAGGAGUCUCUGCUCUCCUCCUGGUUUUUCUUAUGAACCUUAAUCGCAGCACCUUAUUGGAAAAGUUUUGGUGACACUUUACAACAAGGGUCCUUUUAUUAACGUUACUUAGUGCAUUAUUAAGCAUUAAUAAACGAAUAUUCCCUUUACUAAUGUUACCGAUAUUGUUACCUAUUAAGUGUCCUUAAGGCAGUGUUUCUCAAUUUGUGGGGCAAGUAAGUAAGAUAAUCUUACUUUACAGCAUGUUUUUUCUUGAGGCCGACUGAUAUGGGUUCUCUUAAGACUGAUGCCGAUACCAAUUUUUAAAGAUUUUUGUUGCCGAUGGCCGAUACCUAAAGUCGACCAUUAAGGCCGGUAUAUAUACGUUUUAGAAGCACAUUGGGAAAGACAACUGAACACUCACUGUGUGUAAUAUAUCAAAUAAGCGAAUACAUAUCUUAAUAUUUAUUGAACUUCAGAUAUAAAACAAACUCAAAACAUUAAAAAAAAUGGUGUGUUGGGGUCCUUCAGGUCCUUUCUUUAGUCAAGUAGUGGCGGCAGUUGGCCACACAGGUGCCUACACUGUAUAUGCAUAUAUAUAUUUUUAAAUCAACUUUUAAACAUGAUUUCUGCUGGUGGCUGAUACAGAACAAAUUGAAUAUAUUGGUCGGCCUCUAGUUUUUCCAUUCCAAACCACCCCCAGUCACCAAUGGCGGAAGCACUCACACUAACCAACAGGCUGCCUGUUUAACUCGGAAGAAGAAGCAUGUAAACACCAGGGGUGUUUCUCAAUGUCAAGGUGCCUUGCUUACGAGGACACUGUCCUUCCUUGGUCAAAGAAAACAGCUAUAUGAGCGCCGUUAUGGCUGCUCUCGUGGUCUGCCUCUAUCUGUCCUGUCUAUAUGUGUGUGUGUAAUCUUGGUCAGGCUGUUCUGUGGAGUCAAGUUCCUAUGCUCUGGUUCGCUGGAGCGCUGGCAAUAAAAUUCUCUCUGAUUCUCUGAUAAGUCUACGGAACAGACUUACAUCGCGUGACUGCGACAGUCACAUCAGGUGACAAAUGAGGUAACGUUAUAUUUUAUAUGUAUAAGUUUCUAUAUAAAUCUAAAACGAGCCUUUUACUUUUUUAAAUGCGUAUAUGUUAACCCCCAGAAACCCAAAUUUAGAAAACAACUGCAAAAUCUUUUUUAACCUUUCACAUGUUGUUCUAGGAGGCCAGAUAAAUGAACCUACACAUUUUAACAGCCAAUAGUGUUGCAGAACUGAACAAUAGGACCUAUUAGUAAUGUAAAUGUGGUUUUAAAAAGAAAAAAAUGGGGAAGGUUUAUUUUUGUAGACUUAAAUCUGAUGUAACAUUAAGCGAUAUACUACUUGCUAGCCACCAAAGCUGUAACUACUAAACAACUAACCAACCAUAGAUAAUUGCUUUGGAUCUAAAAAAAAACAUUUUAGACCUCAGCCCGAUAGCUACAAUUAGUUGACUUACAAUUAAACUGGAAAUUUUCCCCUGGAGAAGCUGCUGCCGACAUCCUUUUGAAAAUACCGAGCUGUAUUCUGGGAAAUUUUUGACCAAAGUCAGGCUACAAGCCCCCCCCCCCCCCCCCACCCCCCAUGUAUCUUUGCUCAGCUAGCUAAACGGCUAACAAAUGGAGAACAGACGCCUCAGAACAUGAACAUUGAACAUGCCUUGGUGGUCCCUGAUGACGUAUCUCUUAGGCAACUGGGACGGGACCAAGACAUCAAGGCGAGGUUACUUGACAUUGAGAAACCUCGGUCUCACUUUAAUAAAUGUUCGGCCUUUUCUCUCUCUGAACUUUAGUUUUGUCUGUGUGUUCGUGUUUGGAUGUUAAUCAUGGAAUUAUUUGGACAAAGAGGGCAAGAUGUGGUUAUUGACUACACUAACAGAUCAUCCAAGCAGUUUCUGCUUCUUUUUAUCAGUAAGUAAAAUUAUAUUUCUGUACUUUAUAGGACUUGUGAUCACACGUGAUUACGCAUAGCAUUCUGGGAUGUACACGGACAUGUUGGAAGGUUGACGAGUGUGAACAAACUGUGAAAAAAACAGUACUGUCGCUGAGAAGGAGUGGAUAUGGGUGAAAGAAAAUGUUAAACAACAUUAUAAAAUCCCCAAAAGGAUGCGUAAUAUACAGGGAUACAUUAUAUGAAGACGUCGGGGACCGGUAUGUGGACAAAAUCAGCAUUAUAAACGUUUUUAUCCACAUGAAAGAACCAAACCCUGAGCAUCGAUGACAUAUUGUUACCGCCACAGUUCUGCAUAACGGACAUUUUCGGCUAUCUUGUUUGUGGUGUGAGCAGAUGUAACCGUCUGAAUGAGAGGUAAACAUUUUAUUUGCUGUUUUUUCUAGUAAAACAAUAAAAAUUGUCAUCCCAUGAAAGAAGUGUAGCAGGAGAAGUUGUGUUGUAAGUCAGUACACUCGCAUUAGCUUACCGGUAUGUGUGUGUGUGUGUGUGUGUGUGUUUCAUGUGCAUGUCGUGGUUGAAGGAAAUAAACGAUGUAUGAAAAUACUCCGUUACUUAGUGCAUUAUUAUCCUUACAGCAGCGAGCCGACAAGACUUUGUUAAGCUAGAUACUUGGUCUCCAUGGUUUUGCCUCUAAGCAGGAAAACAGUCAAAAGUUAGCUUGUUCUCCACCUUUAUUCCACUGGCGAUCAUGUGUCACCCCACAACACAGCAACGAUUUACUAGAGUUGUGUAAUACAACCGAUCACAUAAAUAAUAGAUUAAUUUAAGCUGCAAGAAUGAGACUGAGUGCGCUGUUUACAGUAGUAACAAGCAACAAGUAAGGACUCACACGCCUCCAACAGAGCAGCUGCGUCGGUGAUGACGUCGCGAUCACAAGCCCUAUUUUGCUGGUUGAAUGGGGAAACGCCGUGUCAUAUAACUGCUUGGUCAAACAUGUUAGCAGAGCUGCCAACUCUCACGCACUGAGCGUGAGACACGCAUUUGACCCUCUUCACACGCUUUCAUUCCACACCUCCAAUCUCUCACGCUAAACCAGCGCCUGCGCUUUCCAAACACGCAUCACACACAGUGUGUAGGGUCAGAAAAAAACCAGAUGAUAUUAAUUAUAGCAUUCUUCCUGGCACUCGUGGACUAUAGAUGCUUCUCUUUUCGCUCCCUUAUCUUUUUUUCCCAAGGCUCUUUGUCCUGUCUGCCCACAGAGCGCUUCUCUGCAUUUCUUCUGAAAACCCCUAUUUUUACUAACCAUGGAUUUGUUAAAUUGGUCAUUCAACGCGAUUGAUAAGAGUUUUUCAACAAUGAGGACAGAGCAGGGGGCUCCCACAUGUCCACAGGGGACACACCCGGUGGGGUAUAUGCUGGAUUCCUGGAAGGAGUGGAAGAUCAUAUGCCUCUCCCAGCUGUCCAUUGAGGAUAUCUAAGACGUGUGGAUAUUCGGCCUGAUGAUCACUGGAUGUCUCCUGAUUGGAGUGGGAGGAUAUCUGGUUUUCUGGAGAUUUGGGAAGACGGGAGAAAUUGGAGGGCGGCCCGCACCCUCAGAAAGCACCGUCCGUGUGGAAACUUCUCAGACUGGGACGUUACUCGAGGUGAAUCGUAAGCUGGACAAUGUUCUAGCUGCGAUACCGGUAUUAGUGCGCAAAAUGGAUGUCAUCUCGGAGAGGGUCACUGGACAGUAUGGACAAGUUUAACAACCCAAAAUUGGCUUCACUGAAGGACUGGAACGAUCAGUUUAAAGACUGAAGGCAGAGAGGAAAAUUAUCUCAGCCUGACCCAAACAAAUUCUUGUUAUCCGAAUGGUGGACUUCAGCCUGGCGAGGUCAUCAAUCUGCAGGAGUCAAUGUGCUCUGCGCUUCUCCCAAGAUCUCCCUCCCACCUGUGACUGUACAGUGGCUGAGCACCGUAGAUGGCUGCUCUCGCUGGGGGAAACAGGAUUCCAGCCCCCACCCCCCACCCCGCCUUCCUAUUGGUGUCUCGUGUUGUGUUGUCUGAAGUCUGUUGCAUAUCAGUUGAGGUGUUUUUUUGCAGAGCAAAGCUGCCCUCCUGGUGGGAGGGUAACUCUGAAGUGCCUUUUUUCCCCCUCCACCUGAACCAAUUCCUCAUGUAACCCUCUGAUCUCUAUUAAGGUAGCGCAACUCGGGUUGCGAAUGACCACAGUCACCAAUUCUUGUCAUGUGUCUUGCCCAUGUAUGUCUGAUCUCUGAAUUGUGUGUACUGAAACUCUAAUUUCCCUCUGGGAUUAAUAAAGGAUUGAUUGAUUGAUU